This is a messenger RNA of Camelus dromedarius (Arabian camel), 1899 nucleotides long. It is a transcript of the gene SARAF, whose product is annotated as store-operated calcium entry associated regulatory factor. Gene Ontology annotation, cellular component: endoplasmic reticulum membrane. The record is from RefSeq and is a predicted model, not a curated record. NCBI's taxonomy places the organism in Eukaryota, Metazoa, Chordata, Mammalia, Artiodactyla, Camelidae. The coding region runs from base 114 to 1124 and encodes 336 amino acids. The transcript is spliced from 6 exons. Gene Ontology annotation, biological process: regulation of store-operated calcium entry.
CUUUUUGCGCGGCCAGAGCUGCCGGCGUCGGUGCGUAGCGGCGCGCAGACUUCCGCGUCCCGGGUUCCGGCCCGUGAGCGCAGGGCAACAGCGCGCCAUCUUCACCAAGCGCCAUGGCGGCGGCCGGCGGGCCGGAAGCGGCUGGACGCUGCCCUGUUUUUAGCCUUCUUUUGCUUCUGCUGAUCGCCGGUUCUGCCUGGGGCUGGAACGACCCUGACAGAAUAUUAUUGCGGGAUAUAAAAGCUCUUACCCUCCACCAUGACCGCUAUACCACUUCCCGUAGGUUGGAUCCCAUCCCACAGUUGAAAUGUGUUGGAGGCACAGCUGGAUGUGAUUCUUAUACCCCAAAAGUCAUACAGUGUCAGAACAAAGGCUGGGAUGGUUAUGAUGUACAGUGGGAAUGUAAGACUGAUUUAGAUAUCGCAUACAAAUUUGGAAAAACUGUGGUGAGCUGUGAAGGCUAUGAAUCCUCUGAAGACCAGUAUGUACUAAGAGGUUCCUGUGGCUUGGAGUAUAACUUAGAUUACACAGAACUUGGCCUGAAGAAAUUGAGAGAGUCUGGAAAAAACCAUGGCUUUAACUCUUUCUCCGAUUAUUAUAAUAAGUUGUACUCCCCAGAUUCUUGUAACAUCAGUGGAGUGCUUACCAUUGUGGUGCUGCUUGCUAUUGCCUUUGGAGUUUAUAAAUUCUUCCUCAGUGAUGGUCAAGACUCUCCUCCACCAUAUUCUGAGUAUCCUCCAUAUUCUCAUCAGCAUCAGAGAUUCAGCAACUCAGCAGGACCCCCUCCCACAGGCUUCAAGCCUGAAUUCACAGGACCGCAUGGUGCAACUUCUGGUUUUGGCAGUGCUUUCAUGGGACAAGGAGGACACGAAAAUUCAGGACCAGGGUUCUGGACCGGCUUGGGAACUGGAGGAAUAUUAGGAUAUUUGUUUGGCAGCAAUAGAGCUGCCACACGCUUCUCGGACUCGUGGUACUACCCGUCGCACCCCGCCUCGCACUCCAGCUCGUGGAACAGCCGCACUUACUCGCCGCCUGGGGGGGGCCCGGGAAGCUAUUCGGCAUGUUCAAGCUCAGAGCCAAGAACCAGAACAGCGUCAGGAUAUGGUGGUACCAGGAGACGAUAAGAAAGUGAAAAGUUGGGGUCAAACACUGGAUGCAACAUUUCUGAUUUUUCAUCUCUUUCUCUUAAAAAACUGUGCUACCUGCUGACAACUGAGCAAAGGGAAUAUGCAAAAGUUCUGUGGUGUUUUGUCCUGUAUGGCUUUUUGUAUUCUAUUAUUUGAGGCUGAGUUGACAUGUGACACAAUGCUCAUGUAGAGAAUUGUAUGUUUGUGUAACAUGCAGAUGUCUAUUACAGUUUUUCAAAGUGAUAAUUACUGUGGAAUGGUGUGUAAUUUCUAGAACCUGUGAUGUCAUAAGUAUUAAGAGUGAAGGCUUUAGAUACCAGUAGACACUGAGUAUGGAAAUUUUCAAUCUCAGGUGGUUCUAGUUGACGAGUCAUUGCAUCAUAGAAACGAUGGUCAUCUAUUUGGUAUGUAUUAUUGGGUGUUGCUGUUCUUCAAACAUUUAAACCAAGCUUUGGAUUUCUACUUACCUGUGUGUUUUGAUCACUUCUGAGCUCAGGAGCUUUGAAUCCAUCAGUAGUGGGUGGGGUUUUGGUAAGUGAGAGUUAACCUUUUUUAGGAAAAGGUACAAAAUAAGUAUCUAGAAGGUUGUUAUGAAUGACUGUGUGUUGACAAAAAUGCUUGAAACCUCCAUAUUCUUUUUUUUAGAGGUAAAAGUUCAAGUGCUUCAGCAAAGGUUUUCUAAUAGCAGAAGCAUGCAGUUCUCUGGAAUCUCAAAUGUUGUAGCAGUCUGUUUCAAUUUUAAUUAAAAUGACAAAAAUAACCAACCAAACAA